Molecule: messenger RNA, 5442 nt
Organism: Ceraceosorus guamensis
Lineage: Eukaryota; Fungi; Basidiomycota; Exobasidiomycetes; Ceraceosorales; Ceraceosoraceae
Product: phospholipid-translocating P-type ATPase
Exons: 3
Coding region: 1-5442 (1813 amino acids)
Biological process (GO): phospholipid translocation
Cellular component (GO): plasma membrane
Molecular function (GO): ATP hydrolysis activity; ATP binding; ATPase-coupled intramembrane lipid carrier activity
Source: RefSeq, a predicted model, not a curated record
AUGCCGCUUUUCGGCGCUCAACAUCCUGCACCUCACUUGGAUGACCACAACUACGACCCACACUCGCCAGGUCCCUAUCAGCACGGGCCAUCGGGCAGAGACUACCUGUCAGAUCCCACUCAUCCCGACUAUGACCCUGCCGUUGAUCCGAAUCUGCAAUUGCGCACAGUGCGGACAGCAGCAGAAUCAAUAGCUGAGAGUCACAGAUCAGAGGCGCGGCGAGAUGCACGCAACAAGGCCAGAAAAGGUAGCUUGCUGGGAAAGCUUGGCAGAGGCAGGACACUGUUGAGACGCGGAGCGAGCACCAAGCAAGGAGGAGCGCUCAAAGGCUUGCUAGAGAACGAAUUUGGGCAUCAUGGACCUGGUGGAACAGGGGCGACUGGGACUGGUGGGGAAGGAGUGGGGGUGCCAUUUGACUCUGCGCAGCAAGGCCAGACGCCAGACUACCCCACGCAAGAUGCAGCUAGGAGAGCAGAGCAGGAAGCUUUCCAAGAAGCUCAGGAAGCGCACGGCGAGGCGACGGAGGAGAGCUCAGGGAAGCUCGACACCGGCAUGAAGAAGAGCAAAUCGAAGAAACCUCUGCAGCGCAGAAAUGUCUACCUCAACACUCCGCUGCUACCACAAGACGCUGCAAAGAACGGCGAGCCGAAAGCGAAAUACGCGAGAAAUAAAGUCCGCACGUCCAAAUACACAUUCGUCACUUUUCUGCCGCGCUUCUUGACGGAGCAGUUCAGAAGGCUGGCAAAUGUCUACUUUUUGCUUCUAGUCGUCAUCCAAAUCUUUCCCCAGUUUGGUGCGACCAUCCCGCAGAUCGCAAUGCUUCCCCUUGUGGCCAUUCUGACCAUCACUGCCAUCAAGGACAGCAUCGAAGACUAUAGGCGGCAUGUGCUGGACAACACAGUCAACAAUAGUGCGGUCACGAGGCUCGGAGGUUGGCACAAUGUCAACCUGCCCAAAGACGGGCGCAGUUUCUUUGGGAAGCUCUUUGGAAUGGGCGGUCGCGACAAGGUGUCAAAGGGUGUGCGCAAGCUGCGCGAGAAGGAAGACGCGAUUGGCAUGCGAAUCGUCAAGGGAGAGUCGAGCGGUGCGCAGAGCAUGACCAGGGACCAGACCCAACGGACAUUCCGCAGCGACAGCCUGAACAGCGGACAAGGCUUCAACAACCAGCUGGAGACGAUCGCUUCCGAGAGCGAGUGGGGCCACAAAUCUGCGAAGGGACCAGCUGCCGGCAAUCUCCCGCAAGCUGGUGGAUCUGCCAUGUCCUUUGGAACAUCAACGGGUGGCGCUGCUGCCCAGUAUGGCGCUGGACCUAAUGGUGUUGUGGACUAUAGAAGGUCGACUUCUGGCUCUGCAAGGUGGGAGCGAACACUGUGGAAGAAGCUCGAGGUCGGUGACAUCGUGCUGCUACGCGAAAACGACCAGGUGCCUGCAGAUCUCGUCCUGCUCAAUUCUUCCGAUCCGGACGGCAAUGCGUUCAUCGAGACGAAGAACUUGGAUGGAGAGACGAAUCUGAAAGCGCGAAAGUGUCUCAAGGCCACGAUGGGCAUACAAACGGAGGAGGACAUUGAGCACGCGCGUUUCAUCAUCGACUCUGAACCGCCUCACGCCAACCUCUAUUCGUACAACGCACUCCUCAAGUAUCUCGCGCCAGCCGGUCCGGGCGAUGAAUAUACUGAUGCAGCUGCCGGUCCUGGAGGUCGCGGAGCGCCAGGCCAGGAGCGAAUGGUCAGCAAGGUGGAACCCGUCACUGCGAACGAGCUGCUCUUGAGAGGGUGCGCUCUGCGAAACACCGAAUGGGUCAUCGGCAUCGUGGUGUUCACCGGCGCAGACACCAAAAUCAUGCUCAACGGAGGAGAAACGCCUUCCAAGCGUUCAAAGAUCGAAAAGGAGACUAAUGUCAACGUCGCUGUCAAUUUCGUCCUGCUGCUUCUCAUGUGCUCUGCUUGUGCUACCGUCGGUGGCAUCAUCCUCAACCAAACGAAUACGAGCAGGAGGUUUUACGAGCCGGGCGCCUUGGACAGUUCUUCCAACAUCAUCAAUGCGCUGUUCGUCUUUGGCACUUGCUUGGUCCUCUUCCAGAACAUCGUACCCAUUUCGCUCUACAUUUCUAUCGAAUUGACCAAGACGAUUUCAGCCUUCUUCAUCUACCAGGAUGUCGACAUGUACUACGAGCCCUUGGAUCAUCCCUGCGUACCCAAGACUUGGGGCAUUGUGGACGACCUGGGUCAAAUCGAAUACAUCUUCUCCGACAAGACGGGAACGCUCACCCAGAACGUGAUGGAGUUCAAAAAGUGCUCCAUCAACGGCAGUGCGUACGGAGAAGGGAUCACAGAAGCCAUGAUCGGGGCGAUGAAGCGCGAUGGAAAGGACACUUCUGGUCUGAGCGCGGAUGAGCAAGAGGCGAAACUGGAAGGCUUAAAGACAGACAUGAUCGACAAGCUCAACAGGACGUUCAAGAAUCGAUACUUGCGGCCUGACCAGACAACGCUGAUUUCUCCACAGCUUGCGGACGAACUCGGACCGUCUUCGCCUGCUGGCCCGGAGCAGCGCCGCAAUAUCAUUGCCUUCUUCCGUGCCCUAGCACUUUGCCAUACUGCCCUUGCCGACAGACCGGAAGCCGCGAAUCCCUUCGUCCUGGAGUACAAGGCGCAGAGUCCUGAUGAGGCUGCGCUUGUGAGCGCUGCGCGUGACGUCGGUGCUGUAUUCAUCAACAAGAACAAUACGUCGGUGGACAUCGAAGUGGCUGGUCAGCCUGAGCGGUACACUCCCCUCAAAGUGCUCGAGUUCAACAGCACGCGGAAGCGAAUGAGCGUCAUUGUCAGAGAGCCGGACGGAAGGAUUCUCAUGAUCACCAAGGGUGCCGACUCGGUCAUUUACCAACGUCUUAGGGGCGAUCACGAUGCGCAGCUGAAGGCGCAAACCCAAGCGCAUCUCGAAGAAUUCGCCAAUGCUGGUCUUCGCACGCUGUGCAUUGCCUAUCGAUACCUGGAAGAGCGCGAAUAUGCAGAGUGGGCCCGCAUUCACGAUGAAGCUGCAGCUAGCUUGACUGACCGCGACGACAAGAUCGACGAGGCCUGCGAAAAGAUCGAGUACGGUCUCACGUUGCUGGGUGCUACCGCUUUGGAAGACAAGCUGCAAGUGGGUGUGCCAGAGACGAUCGAGAAGCUGCAUCAAGCCGGCAUCAAGCUGUGGAUCUUGACGGGAGACAAGCUGCAGACGGCCAUCGAGAUUGGCUUCAGCUGCAACCUCUUGUCGACCGACAUGGAAAUCAUGAUCAUCUCGGCUGAUCACGAGGCAGGUACGAGGACUAUGCUGGAAGCUGCUUGCAACAAAAUUGCCGCUGCAGGUCGACCUGUGGUCAUCGAAAAGACGGAAAGGCGAGGCGGUAUCCUGAAGAAGAGCAAGCACCGCCUUGACAUCGCUCGCACUGGUAACGCUCCAAGCGGCGGCUUUGCAGUAGUCAUCGAUGGUGAAACGCUCCGGUACGCUCUCGACCCUGCGCUGAAGCCCAUGUUUUUGGCCCUGACAACACUCUGCGAGACAGUCGUCUGCUGUCGUGUCAGCCCUGCUCAGAAGGCCUUGACUGUCAAGCUCGUCAAGGACGGCAAGAAGGCCAUGACUUUGUCGAUCGGAGACGGCGCCAACGACGUCAGCAUGAUCCAAGAGGCGCAUAUUGGUGUCGGUAUUGCUGGUCUCGAGGGGGCUCAGGCUUCGAUGAGCGCAGACUACGCCAUCGGUCAAUUCAGAUAUCUCGCCAAGCUUUUGCUCGUGCACGGUCACUGGAACACUUAUCGUAUCGGGGUGCUUCAUCAAGUCUUCUUCUACAAGAACCUCAUCUGGACCGGCGCUUUGCUGCUCUUCCAGAUCUUCUGCCAAGCGGACGCGACGUACCUCUUCGACUAUGGACUCAUUCUGCUCUACAAUCUCGUCUUCACUUCUUUGCCCGUCAUCAUGCUCGGCGCACUGGAUCAGGAUGUCCGAGCUCCAGCAUUGAUGGCCUUUCCCCAGACGUACCGACCCGGUCGAGAAGGCAAACUGUACACCCGCACCCAAUUUUGGACCGCAUGCAUCGACGGCAUGUACCAAGCCGCAGCGUGCUUCUUCGUCGCAUGGGCAGCCUGGUUCUACUUCCCUGCCGUCAUGGCGGACGGUAAAAGUCUCGACGCUCUGACCGCCAUGGGAACGACGGUCGGAACAUCUUGCGUUAUCGCUGCAAACUUGUACUGCGGACUUGCGCUCAAGAAUUGGUCCAUCAUAAUCUGGGUCGUCAUUGCCUUGUCGAAUCUCGCCUUCUUCAUUUGGAUCGCCAUCUACAGUGCGCCGGCGUGGGGCAACACUUUCAGCCCGACCGCUUUCAUCUUGUUCCAGACCAUCCAGUUCUGGGCAAUCGUCCUGCUGUCCGUGCUCGUCUGUUUGCUGCCGCGUUACACUUGGAACGCAUGGCAGUCCUCCUUCCAUCCCACCGAGAUCGACAUUGUUCGACAAGGCUGGAUCGCUGGAAAUAUGAAGCAACGGCUUGGCAUCAAGUCCCACAAAGCGCGCAAAGGAAAUGGCAGACACGGAGAGAAGGCAUCGUACACCGACUCGCCCGAUGUCAAUCUUGGCGCGGCCGAGCUCGGUAAAAGCGAUUACAGCACGCAUCACUCGACCUCGCCCCAAGGUCGUUCGCGUGAAUUCUCGGGUGGCACAGCUUCGGACUCCUCGCUCUCGCCCCUUCCUACCAACUACGAGCAACGGUACGGAGAUCGAGCAGGAAAUGAGGCACGACAGCCGGAUCCUAAAGCGCGAACGUCCAGGACGCGCGACUCGCUGAUGCCGUGGGGCGGUCGCAGCGGUACAGCGAUGAGCUUCUACGAUCCCGACCAGCUGCCGUCCACGUCUCAUACCCCUGAGCCAAACAGUCCUACCGGGCGGCGUGCAGACUAUGCGAACAGAGAUGACGGUACGCAUUCACCCUAUGUCGACGAUGACGAGGCACAUGAGGGAGAUGACAUGCCCCAGAUCAGAGUGCAGAGGGCCACUGUGGAUAGACCAUUCGCUUAUGCGCAACCCAACAGCCAAGCCAACAGUCGGACAGCGCUCGCCGCCCAAUCGACCGACUCCUUCGAGCAGCAUUUUGAGACGGCGUUUGGCGACAAUCAGCGUUCUCAGCAGCAGCAACAACAACAUCAUGCGCCUUCGCCGUUGAGACAACCAUUAACGAUCCCCACCGUGAACGUGACCUCCCCGCAGUCAGCUUCGCCUGCAGAUCGGUAUCACAAUCGAUUCAACACAACCUCGCCUCCCGCGCAAGCUGCACCGCACGACGGCACACCACGGCAGAGCGACUUUCCUUUGCCAGGGACACAUCCUCGCGAUGACUCGGCCAUGACCCAGGGAUCGUGGCAUAGCGCUCAUAGUCAGGAGCGGUACGGUGACGAUAGAGAUGCGCAGUGGAGAUAG